ACGCCAAGUACGUCCGGUGGGCUUGCGGUGCAGUGCCCCGCUCUCGGGUCACAGUGAGGAUGGGGUCGAGACUGGGGCUGUGGACGGUGCAUCUCCUUCUGCUCUGUAUCGGGGCAGAGUCUCAGCAGAGAGGUCUUUUCCCAGCCAUCCUGAAUCUUGCCAGCAACGCUGUCAUCUCCACUAAUGCAACCUGUGGUGAAAAUGGCCCUGAGAUGUAUUGUAAGCUGGUGGAGCACGUUCCUGGACGGCCGAUACGCAACCCACAGUGUCGUAUUUGUGACCUGAACAGUGCAAAUCCGAAAGAACGACAUCCAAUAAAGAGUGCUAUAGAUGGAACCAACAAUUGGUGGCAAAGUCCCAGUAUCCAGAAUGGCAGACAGUUCCACUGGGUGACGAUUACCCUGGACCUGAGACAGGUAUUUCAAGUUGCUUACGUUAUCAUUAAAGCAGCAAAUUCUCCACGUCCCGGCAACUGGGUUUUGGAGCGCUCAAUUGAUGGUGUUAAGUUUGAACCAUGGCAGUACUAUGCCACGAGUGACACUGAGUGCCUGACCCGCUACAACAUUGUACCUCGAAUCGGACCACCAACCUACAAAAGAGACAAUGAAGUGAUCUGCACUUCUUAUUAUUCCAGGCUCGUCCCGCUGGAGCACGGAGAGAUUCACACCUCGCUGAUCAAUGGCAGGCCCAGUGCUGAUGAUCCUUCCCCAACUUUGUUGGAGUUUACCUCCGCUCGCUAUAUCCGCCUCCUCCUUCAGCGCAUCAGAACACUCAAUGCCGACCUCAUGACUCUUGGAUAUCAUGACCCAAGGGAAGUUGACCCAAUCGUUACCCGUAGGUAUUACUACUCCAUCAAGGAUAUCUCAGUUGGAGGCAUGUGUAUCUGUUACGGCCAUGCUCGCAGCUGUCCAUGGGAUGAAAAACUAAUGAGACUGCAAUGUCAGUGUGAACACAACACCUGCGGAGAGAGUUGCAGUGAGUGUUGCCCAGGUUACCAUCAGAAACCAUGGCGGUCUGGAACCUUUGCCUCAGACAACACGUGUGAGAAGUGCAAUUGCCAUGGCAAGACAGAAGAUUGUUACUACGACCAAAGUGUGGCUGAUCGCAACCUGAGUUUGAACAUACUAGGACAGUUUAUCGGUGGAGGUGUGUGUGUUAAUUGCACCAACAACACGGCAGGCAUCAACUGUGAGACCUGUAUUGAUGGCUUCUACCGACCUUACGAGGUGUCUCCUUUUAGCCGUGAUCCUUGUUUGCCAUGUGACUGUAACCCAGCAGGGUCCCUGAAUACCACCUGUGUGAAGGACGAUAACCAAGCAGUCACAGAGCAAGGUCUUUUCCCUGGUCAGUGCCACUGCCGAGCUGGUUACGCUGGGAGGACAUGCAACCACUGUGCACUGGGGUAUAAAGGCUUCCCCAAUUGUAUGCGUUGCAACUGUAGUGUUGUGGGCAGCACCAACGAUGAUCCCUGUGCUGAACCAUGCCAAUGCAAGAGAAAUGUGGAGGGAGAGAACUGUGACCAGUGCAAGCCAGGAUUCUACAAUUUGCAAGAAAGGAAUCCAGAAGGCUGUACAGAAUGUUUCUGCUUUGGACUGUCCGGUGUUUGUGAAAGCAUUUCCUGGCCUGUUACACAGGUCAUGGAUGUUGCUGGCUGGCAAGUGACUGAUCGUCAGGACACAAGAAGGGUGCAACCUUACAUCAACAAUACUGAAAACAGAAAACCCUUGCCGAUUCUGUACCACUGGACAGCUCCAGAAUCAUACCUGGGUAAUAAGCUUACUGCAUUUGGAGGAUACUUGAACUUUACUCUGGUGAAUGACUUUCCAGUGGAAGGUGUUGGUAAUGAGCUGACCUCCGACAUUGAUGUCAUUAUUGAGGGCAAUGGUCGAUCACUCAGUGCAGGGCCUGGUGGCUUGUUGCUCCAGCCUUAUGAUAAGCAAUCAGUUGCACUUCGGUUACUACCUGAGAACUUUGUGGACCUCAACACAAAUAAUGGAAUAGACCGAGAUCGAUUAAUGACCAUUCUAGCAAAUGUAACACAGCUGCAGAUCUGGGCCAAGUACAACGUCGCCAGAGAGGUUCAGUACAGAUUGAGUUCUGUCACCUUGGACGUUGCAAACCCAAAUGCCAUCGACAUUCUUCCUGCAGUGGAUGUUGAACAUUGUGAAUGUCCUCCGGGCUACUCUGGCAUUUCCUGUGAGUCUUGCAUCCCAGGCUUUUAUCGUGUUGAUGGAAUAUUAUUUGGCGGCAUCUGUCAACAGUGUGAAUGCAACGGCCAUGCUACAGAAUGUGACACUAAUGGCACCUGCUUGGGCUGCCGGCACAACACAACUGGACCAAACUGUGAGCAGUGCUCCCCGGGUUUGUAUGGCGAUCCUAGCAGAGGGACCGCUGAGGACUGCAAACCUUGUGCCUGCCCACUGACCAUUACCUCUAACAAUUUCAGUCCCACUUGCCAUUUAAACAAAACAGGAGAACUCACCUGCGAUCAGUGUCGGCCAGGCUACACAGGAUCCAGAUGUGACAGGUGUGCUGAUGGUCACUAUGGAAACCCAACAACACCCGGGCAGUCCUGUGAGCCAUGUGACUGCAGCAACAACAUUGACCCGUCGGUUCCUGGAAGCUGUGACCCACUGACAGGGGAAUGUCUGAAGUGUAUCAGAAAUACCGCGGGCAGACUGUGUGAGCGAUGCGCGGACGGAUACUAUGGAGAUGCAGUGAUUUCAAAGAACUGCAGCUCUUGCGACUGCAAUAUGAAUGGUUCCUAUAGUGAGGUGUGUGACCUCACAACUGGUCGUUGCCAAUGCAAGUCCAAUGUUCUGGGGCAGAAGUGUGACAAGUGCCUGCAUGGGUAUUUUGGCUUGAGCGCUGGACUUGGCUGCACUCCCUGCAACUGCAGCCAAUUGGGCUCGAUCUCUGAGGACUGUGGUGACAAUGGGAAAUGUCGCUGUGCGCCUGGGGUGAGUGGAGACAAGUGUGACCGCUGCGCACAUGGCUUUUAUGGAUUCCAGGACGGUGGCUGCACAUCUUGUGACUGUGUCCACACUCAGAAUAAUUGUGCAGGGGACACUGGACAGUGUAUCUGCCCACCUCACACAGAAGGAGAGAAAUGUGAACGCUGUGAGGCCAACUACUGGGGUCAUGACCCCAGGGCCGGAUGCAAGCCCUGUAACUGUAGCGAGAUGGGUUCUGUUGGUGUUGGGUGCAAUGUGAUGGAUGGACACUGCCUUUGUAAACAAGAAUUCAGUGGAGCAAAAUGCAGCGAGUGUGCAGUUGGAUACAGGGACUAUCCCCAAUGUAUCGCCUGCAAGUGCGAUCGCAGAGGUACCAGGCCUGAGAAAUGCGAUCUGGCACAAGGAGUUUGCACUUGUGAGAAACGCACUGGGCUCUGUCCCUGUAAGGAAGGUGUUUCUGGUGUUCGUUGCAAUGAAUGCAAGGCUGGAUCAUUUGCUCUCAGUCUCCACAACCCAGAAGGCUGUAGUCGCUGUUACUGCUCUGGUGUGUCCAAUUCCUGCGCAGAACUCCAAGGACUGGUUAGGGUUCCUCUCACCCUGACACCCAGCCAAGUGAUAAUGCGUGUUGUCAAUCAAGGCAACCUGACUGGUACAACAGAGGGCAUUUUUUCUCAGCCCCCAGAGAUCUUGCUGGCUGCUGCACUGGUGCAGAAGCACCUCCAGACAGAACCCUAUUACUGGGCACUACCUGCCCAGUUCACAGGAGACAAGCUAUUGGCUUAUGGAGGGAAGCUAAGAUAUGCCUUCGCCUAUUAUGCUCAAGAUAGCUCUGGAAACUUGAACCCAGAACCACAGAUCAUCCUGAAAGGAGGUCACGGCAGCAAAAUGAUAAUUUACAGGAACGUUUCCACUCCUGCAAAUGGACAGCAGAGCCGGCAUGACAUAGACUUGACUGAGCAUGAAUGGAAGUAUUUCAAUUCAUUUUCUGACCAACCCGUCUCACGCACUGAUUUCAUGUCUGUGCUCAGCAAUAUCGAAUACCUCCUGGUUAAAGCUUCCUAUGGCAAUGGACUCCAGCAAAGCAGAAUUUCUAAUAUCUCAAUGGACAUUGCGAUGGAGGAAGAUGAAACUCAUGCCAUUAGGGAACGUGCAAGUCAGAUUGAGAUUUGUGACUGUCCUUCAGGAUACGCAGGUCUCUCAUGCCAGGAAUGUGCUCCCGGAUUUUACAGACAGAAGAUGAUGAAUGGCCCUCGCCCUUAUGCCUGUGUCUCAUGCCAGUGCCAUAACCACAGUUCCGUCUGUGACCUUGAUACAGGCAAAUGUCAAGGAUGUCAAGACAACACAGCGGGGGAUCACUGUGAAUUGUGUGCUUCAGGAUACUACGGCAGAGUAAACGGAUCCAUCAAUGACUGCUCACUCUGCGCCUGUCCCAGGCCCCAUUCUGGCAGCUUUAGCCCCACAUGCGUGUUAGAAGAUGUGAAUGAUUUCCGCUGUAAUGCCUGCCUGCCUGGGUAUGAAGGACAAUACUGUGAAAGAUGUGCUCCUGGUCACUAUGGUAACCCACGUGCAUCAGAUGGUAAAUGCCAUGAAUGUGAAUGUAAUCCAAGUGGCUCCAUCCACAGUAACUGUGAUUCUCUACUGGGCCAUUGCGUUUGCAAACCAGGUGUUACAGGUCGCCUCUGUGAUCAGUGCGAACGCAAGCACAUACUGGUGGAAAGUGAAUGCAUAUCUUGUGAUGAUGACUGCACAGGGCUCUUGCUGUCUGACCUCGACAACCUGGAAGCCAGUUUGAUAUCAAUUAACCUGACUGGGUUUGACCUAGCUCCUUAUAAUCUCAUCUCUGCCAUUGAAAACAUCACUGAGAAAUACAAGAUUACCUUGGCACCAAAACGCAACACAAGUGCCAUCAUCAUACAGGCAGAAGGACAGAUGUCUGCGUUAGCCUUGGACAUCCAUCAUUUACAGCAGCAGGUCACUCAGGAUUUUGGAGAUGGACAGGCUCUGAAUAAGGCUGCAGGGAGAACAUUAACCAGGACUCUGGAGCUUGAAGCACUUGUAAAUGAAACUUCAAAAUCUAUAAAAGCUCUUGCUGACAUAGCGAAUCGCCUGAAUGAGACUCUGGGCACUGACCUGACUUUUUCCAAUACCAGCCUGCACCACCUUCAGCAUGAAAUACUGGUCAUGCUGGAAACCAUGAGAAAAAGAGGGUUCAGUCAAUCAAAAGACAUUGCAGUGACCGAACUAAAGGCUGCAGAAAGACUGCUGAUGCAGGUGCAGAAGGAGUUUCAGAAACCUCGUAAGGAAAUGGAGGAGUUGAGAAACCAGGUAAUGGAUGUCUUGGUGCAGCACAGCAGCAAGUUGCAUGAAGCCCAGGACUUGGUGAACGAAGCACGCAGCAGCACCAGUGAAACAAACCAGCUUCUCCGCAGCAUCUCAAGCAACCUGGCAGAGCUCAAGGAGAAGCAGCAGACAUUGGACAGAAUGAAGGCACUGACAGUAAACCUGACCCAAGACGGACGAGAGAUGGUGGACCAUGCAGCAAAUAUGGUGGCAGAUGUUGUGAACGACACAGCUAUUCUGGAGCAAUACAGUGAUCAGCUGGAUUUGUGGAAUGCCCAGAUGAGGAGGCACAUUGACAAGCUGGUGAUGGAGAUGACUCAAAAGAGUGUGCUCAGCCUUGUCUACAGGGCAGAGGACCACGCUGAAGAGCUCAGUAACCUUGCUUAUCUGCUGAACAGUUCCCUUUCAGCUGUAAGGAACGUGUCCCUGAAUGCCACAGUAGCUGUGAAUGCACACACCAACAUCAAGGCGCUGGUCGAAGAAGCCACAGCUGUUGCUUUGGAUGCAAGGAGCAAAGCUGAUGCUGCUUUAAAGUUGGUGGAGGAAGUCGGCAAGGAAUCAGCUGAGCACAGUUCAAAACUCCUGAAUGAUGCCAAUGAUUUGAAAAAGAAAACUGCUGGUCUUGUCAACCAGCUGAGCGGACUGAAAGAGAAAGUUCAUCAGAUUCAAAGGAGUGCACAUAAUGUAAGCCGACUGCUGAGUGAGCCCCUGCAGUUACUAGCAGGCUUGCCUAAUGGUACCACGAACAGAAUUCAUGAGGCAAAAAAUCAUGCCGUCUCGGCUAAUCUAACAGCAACUGCAACUCUUGCUGAAAUUCAGCAGUUCAGUCGGCAGCUGUUGACCACAUCUGGCACUUUAACGCGGGUCAAUAAAACUGUCAGGGAAACAAAUGAGCUCAUCAAUGAUUCAGCGAGGACUGCUGUGGCUGCUGGAGCAAAGGUGCAAGAAAUCGAAAUUCAAGCCAAUUACUUGUUGGACAGAUUGAAGCCAUUGAAAAUGCUUGAGGACAACCUGAGCAGAAACUUAUCAGAGAUAAAAGAGUUGAUUAAUCAGGCCCGGAAGCAAGCUGCCUCGAUUAAAGUGGCAGUAUCAGCUGACCGAGAUUGCAUCCGUGCCUACCAGCCUGCACUCAUGAGCAGCAACUACAACACUCUGACCCUGAAUGUGAAGACCUCUGAGCCAGAAAACCUAUUGUUUUACCUAGGCAGCAGCAGCAAUUCUGAAUUCUUGGCUCUGGAGAUGCGACGGGGCAGAGUUGUCUUCUUGUGGGACGUGGGUUCAGGAACAGCAAGAUUAGAAUAUCCUGAUCUUCAAAUUCACACCAACAAGUGGUACAGGAUUCACGCUGCCAGGUUUGGACGUAUGGGUACUCUGUCUGUUCAAGAAGUUGGAUCUUCUGCUUCAGAUAAGCCUGCCAUAAAAAAAACUACAUCUCCUGGAAUUUCCACAGUGCUUGAUGUGAAUAAUUCCACCCUGGUUUUUGUUGGUGGACUCUCUAAGCGAUCGAAGAAAGCACCAGCUGUGAAGGUUACCCACUUCAAAGGCUGCAUGGGUGAGGCGUUUCUUGAUGGAAGAUCUAUCGGCUUGUGGAACUAUCGAGAAAGAGAAGGGAAAUGCAGUGGGUGUUUUGCAAGAUCCCAGAAUGAAGACAUUGCCUUCCACUUUGAUGGUAGUGGCUACUCAGCUGUUGAGAAGAUAUUGCGCUCCACAUCUACUCAACUGGUGAUGCACUUCAGCACAUUCUCACCAAAUGGCCUACUUCUGUACCUUGCUUCAAAUGGCACUAGAGAUUUCUUAGCAGUAGAACUGGCAGAUGGGAAAGUACGAGUGACCUUUGACCUCGGAUCUGGAGUUCUGAUGCUCAUGUCCAAGAAACGAUACAACAAUGGAACUUGGUUUAAAAUUGCAUUUCAACGUAAUCGCAAACUAGGUGUUCUGGCUGUCAUGGACCCAUUUAAUUCAACUGACCGAGAAACUGUACAAGGAGAAUCACCAGGAACUGCUUCAGAUCUCAAUCGUGGGCACAAAGAUCCAAUAUAUAUUGGGGGACUACCUCGUUCCAGAAGUUACAGGAAAGAAGUUCUCAGCAAAUCAUUUGUGGGUUGCUUGAAGAAGGUGGAGAUUUACCGAUCUACGUUUGACCUGCUGAGGAAUUCCUUGGGUGUGAAGAAAGGUUGUUUGCUUGAGCCUAUACGGAGUGUGAGUGUUUUCAAAAAUGGGUACAUUCAAUUACGGCCUAAGGUUCUACCAUUGGAAGCAAAGUUAAUGGCAACAUUUGCCACCAAGAAUGACACUGGGCUCAUCUUAGCUGGUAUGGGCAAACCAACUGGAGGUCGUAAUCGGCGGCAGACAAAAAUGCCAUUUCUCAGCAUUAUGAUCAUUAAUGGACACGUAGAAGCUCACAUAAACACUGGAGAUGGAGUCAGCACCAGGAGACUCGUUGCCAAAGCCCCAUCCGGAACAUACAGUGAUGGGCAAGAACAUUCCAUCAUUCUCACCAGGAACAAGAGGAUAAUAACAUUACAGAUUGAUGAAGGGAAUUUACUUGAAAUGAGGCUUGGGUCCUCGGCAGACAGCAGUCCAUUGAACAUUACCAGACUGUAUGCUGGUGGAGUUCCUACUGGAGAGGGCGCUAUUGUCCUUAAGAUAACAAGAUCAUUCAGGGGCUGCAUCAAGAACCUGGUCCUCAAUACUGAGUUGUUAGAUUUCAGUGGUGCUCUGAAGUACCAGAAUAUCGAUCUGGACAGCUGCCUGCUUUCAGAGAGACCGAGGACUGCACCAGAUGAGAGAGACUUCGAGCUUGCACUUCAGCCUACUGUUCAACCCAUAGAGCCACCUGAAAACUCACUAAGUUCCUCUACCACAACCCACAGCUCUCCUUCCAACAAGAAAGCUGUGCAGUGUGCAACAGAGGAGUUACCAGCCAUUAUUCCCAAAGCUUACCAAUUUGGUCUUGCCCGGGGCAGCCACAUGAUUCUUUCCCUUGAUGAGAACACAGUGAAGAGGAAGUUUUCUAUCCAGCUGAACAUUAGAACAUAUGCCUCCAGCGGACUGAUUUACUACAUGGCUCAUCAAAACCAGAUUGACUGUGCAGCCCUUCAGCUGUGGAUGGGGAGAUUGCACUUCCUCUUUAACCUUGGGAGAGGUACAGCAGUGGCCAUCCUGCCAAACCCCAUUAACGACGGCCAGUGGCAUUCAGUAAAAACAGAAUAUGCAAAACGUAGAGGUGUGAUUACUGUGGAUGGGAAGGAAUCCAGUUCUGCUCUGGGCGAUGGCAACUCACUGGAUGUGCAAGGAAAGUUAUACCUUGGAGGCUUGCCAUUGGAUUACACAGCCAAGAAAAUAGGAAAUGCAACACACAGUAUUCCUGCUUGUCUUGGUGGUGUAACCUUGAAUAGCAAGCCCCUGGACAUGGAGAGGCCAGUCUCCAUCCUCACUGUGAGCAGAUGUUAUGCUGCCGUUCAGGAGGGCUCGUUCUUUGACGGCACAGGAUUUGCUGCACUGGUCAAAGAAGGUUACAAAGUAAGGUCAGAUUUAAUUGUUACGUUUGAGUUCCGCAGCACAACCAGGAACGCCGUAUUGCUGGGUAUUAGCAGUGCCAAGGUGGACGCAAUUGGCCUGGAGAUCGUAGAUGGCAAGGUUCUGUUCCAUGUAAAUAAUGGAGCUGGAAGAGUUACUGCUAGGUAUGAGCCCAAGGAUGCGAGCCAGCUGUGCAAUGGCAAGUGGCAUAAACUUCAAGCCAAUAAGAGCAAACAUCGUAUUGCACUGACUGUGGAUGGAGUUACUGUGCAGGCUGAUAAUCCUUACAUACAGUCAACCUCAGCCGAUACUAAUGAUCCUAUCUAUGUGGGUGGCUAUCCUGCGAAUGUGAAGCAAAAUUGCCUGACACUUCAGAAGCCAUUCCAGGGCUGCAUGAGGAACCUCAAGCUGACAAAAAACCAACAGACCGAGGCCUUUGACUUCAGCAGAGCCUUUGACCUCCGAGGAGUUUUCCCCCACUCCUGUCCUGGAAUUAAGCACUAGCUUCCAGAGAAUAUUUUCAAAGCAAACUGGAGCCAUACCUAUCUCACCAUGGUGUUAAGUGUCCUCCUUGACUCAGGAUAAAUAUGCAUUUUGUGCCAACAAGAAUUAUAAAAGUUGCUUAGCUAAAUAAUUUUGUACUGUACAACAAGUACCUCCAUCAAAACAAUCAUUAACAGCAUCAGGAUGAAUAUUUUAAUACUUUUUCAUCCACGUUUACAAUUGAUUCUUUUUGACAGUAUUUACUGAAAAGUUAAACUUUGUUCAUUUUGAAUAUUUUUAACUCUUUUGCAAUUA
This is a messenger RNA of Pristis pectinata (smalltooth sawfish), 9611 nucleotides long. It is a transcript of the gene lama1, whose product is annotated as laminin, alpha 1. The coding region runs from base 60 to 9317 and encodes 3085 amino acids. Lineage: Eukaryota; Metazoa; Chordata; Chondrichthyes; Rhinopristiformes; Pristidae. Gene Ontology annotation, biological process: camera-type eye development; regulation of cell adhesion; axon guidance. The record is from RefSeq and is a predicted model, not a curated record. Gene Ontology annotation, cellular component: basement membrane. The transcript is spliced from 63 exons. Gene Ontology annotation, molecular function: signaling receptor binding; extracellular matrix structural constituent.